UAUUGUAAUAAAAGUAUUUUUUAAUUUUUUUGUAAUUUAAUAUACUAUUCUUAAAAAUAAAUUUAAAAAUGGAAAAUUCAGAAGUUAUAGAACAUUUUUAUGGAGUGUAUUUAUUAUAUUCUAUGAAUCCACAAUUUAAAGGAAGAAUAUAUGUAGGAUUUACAGUUGAUCCUUGUCGUAGACUUAAAGAACAUAAUGCUGGGAAAGAACAUAAAGGUGCUCGGAAAACAAGUGAUAAAGGACCAUGGAAUAUGGUACUAAUUAUUCAUGGUUUCCUAAACAAAACAUCUGCACUUAGAUUUGAAUGGGCUUGGCAACAUCCCCAUAAAAGUCGGCGUUUAAAACAUAUAUAUGUAUCUAAUGCAAAGAAAAAAUUGCAACAAAAAAGGAAAAUUAGAUUUCAUUUAUCUGUUUUAUCAGAAAUGUUGAAAAUUGGUCCUUGGUGUCGUUUACCUUUAACAAUACGUUGGUUAGAUUAUGAGUUCUAUGAAGAAUAUUAUAGUUUGGUAGCUUCGUGAGGUAGUACAACUCUUUUAGUAAGACUUGGCAUACUGACAUAAUUUUGAGAAUUAUUCUCUAUGCUGUGAUUCUGCGACAAUUCUAAACAUUCAGAAUUUGGUGACAUCAAACAUUCAUGAAUGAAGCUACAAACUGUAUUUACGUAAGCGUCACGAUAGGUUGCAUAAUGUUUGACGUGUGGAGAAUUUGUGAAAAGUACCAGUUGUACUCGUACACCACGUUCUGCUCGUCGACUGGCAAAUUUUUCGACGUCCUUGAAAUAUGAUCAACGAUAAUGUAACAUGUACAAAUUUAGAUGAAAAGAGAAUAUUUAUUGUAAAUAUUUUAA
Messenger RNA from Apis mellifera (honey bee), 847 nucleotides. It is a transcript of the gene slx1, whose product is annotated as structure-specific endonuclease subunit slx1. The transcript has 4 exons. Gene Ontology annotation, biological process: double-strand break repair via homologous recombination. The record is from RefSeq and is a predicted model, not a curated record. Gene Ontology annotation, molecular function: 5'-flap endonuclease activity; crossover junction DNA endonuclease activity. NCBI's taxonomy places the organism in Eukaryota, Metazoa, Arthropoda, Insecta, Hymenoptera, Apidae. The coding region runs from base 69 to 518 and encodes 149 amino acids. Gene Ontology annotation, cellular component: Slx1-Slx4 complex.